Syzygium oleosum is the source of this 2836-nucleotide messenger RNA. Its product is annotated as two-component response regulator ARR2. The coding region runs from base 249 to 2255 and encodes 668 amino acids. The record is from RefSeq and is a predicted model, not a curated record. Lineage: Eukaryota; Viridiplantae; Streptophyta; Magnoliopsida; Myrtales; Myrtaceae. The transcript has 6 exons. Gene Ontology annotation, biological process: phosphorelay signal transduction system; cytokinin-activated signaling pathway. Gene Ontology annotation, molecular function: DNA binding; DNA-binding transcription factor activity.
CCGCAAGAAUCGACACCCACCGAACGAUUUCUCGAAUUAUCUUGUCAUCUGUGAGUUUUCCUCAACUGGGUUUUUCGGAUAAUGAAGUGGGGUGCUGCUUUCUUGAUUGGCCCCUGCUUGAGGAUGUGAGUGACUUGUUGGUUUGGUUCCGGGGGGCGGGUCACAGAGAGUAACCAGCUCUCGGAGUUCCUUUGAUUCCGCUGCACCCCCACAACAACCCCCAAUCUGAGAAGGGACGCGGAGGAUCCAUGUCAACGUUGACUUCGAGCUGUUCUUGGAAGGCCGGGGACGUGGUCUCCGAUCAAUUCCCGGCGGGCCUGCGGGUCCUCGUGGUGGAUGAUGAUCCGACUUGUCUCAGGAUCUUGGAGAAAAUGCUCAAGACAUGCCAAUAUCAAGUGACAACAUGCAGUAGGUCAGAUGUUGCUCUAUCCACGCUUCGAGAUAACAAAAAUGGAUUCGACAUUGUAUUGAGUGAUGUUCACAUGCCGGACAUGGAUGGCUUCAAACUUCUUGAACACAUCGGGCUUGAAAUGGAUCUCCCCGUAAUCAUGAUGUCCGCCGAUGACGGGAAGCAGGUUGUUAUGAAGGGUGUGACCCAUGGUGCUUGUGAUUAUCUGAUAAAACCGAUAAGGAUCGAGGCAUUGAAGAACAUAUGGCAACACGUGGUUAGGAAGAGGAAGAACGAAUGGAAGGAAUUGGAACAAUGUGGAAGUGUGGAAGAUGGAGAGCGGCCGCAGAAGCACUUGGAAGACGUGGAUUACUCAUCCACGGCAAAUGAAGGAAGCUGGAAAAGCGGAAAGAAAAGGAAGGAAGAGGAGGAUGAUAUAGAAGAAAGGGAUGAUUCGUCCACGCUGAAGAAGCCACGAGUGGUUUGGUCCGUUGAGCUUCACCAACAGUUUGUGUCGGCUGUUAAUCAGCUCGGAAUUGACAAGGCUGUUCCAAAGAAAAUACUGGAGUUGAUGAAUGUUCCUGGGCUGACAAGAGAAAAUGUUGCUAGCCACCUUCAGAAAUACCGCCUGUAUCUUAGAAGACUGAGCGGUGUGCCGCAGCAUCAGGCCGGAGUAAAUAGCUCCUUUAUUGGAACACAAGACGCGGCUUUUGGGACGAUCUCCUCACUUAACGGGUUUGAGCUCCAAGCACUUGCUGCUACAGGCCAGCUGCCAGCCCAAAGCCUUGCUACACUCCAAGCAGCAGGGUUGGGUCGGUCUGCCGGAAAAUCUGGCAUAUCCAUUCCCGUGCUGGAUCAAAGAAACCUGUUCAGCUUUGACAAUCCAAAAUUAAGAUUCGGAGAGGGACAGUCGCAGCAAAAUCUCGGAAGCAAUAGUAAACAAGUGAACUUGCUCCAUGGUAUCCCAACCACAAUGGAGCCUAAGCAACUCAUGAAUCUUCAGCAGUCUGCUCAACCUUUUGGAAGCAUGAGCAUGCCAGUCCAUACACAUGGAGCCCAAAGUAGCUCUUUGCUGAUGCCGAUGGGCCAACCACAGGCUAGAAGACACGUCAUCGGUGAAAGUGGUAGCAAUCGCCCUCCUGUCCUUCAGGCCAAUAUGGGGCAGUCAAUUCUGUCAACUGGCCUUGUUGGUGGGUCCUUAGGCAGGAGCAGCACUGCUGAAAAUGGACGAGGUCCGGGGCACAAUACGGUUUUGCAGACAUCAUCCGCUUUCAAUUUUCCCAUGAACCAAGUAUCAGAAGCACCGGUUAGUAGUUUUCCCAUCCAGAGUAGUUUUCCUGCAUCAAAAGGUGGAUACCCGGAGGAUGUGAACUCCGGUAUUAUUAAAGGGCCUGGUGGGUGUAUGCCGAACUACGAUAUACUCCAUGACUUGCAGCAAAUGAGAUCCCAUGAUUGGGAGUUUCAGAAUGUGGGCGUGGCAUUUGAUACAUCGCAACCAGGAAAUACCGUCCAAGGAAAUAUUGACACAUCCGGAUUGCUCUUAGUUCAUCAGGGUUUAUCUUCUGGGCAGAGCAGCAGUGGACACAAUAGAAAUAUCUCUGCUGCUGGCAAGUCCUUGCUUUCCGCCGACGGAAAUCGGCAGGUGACCUCUCCUAAUGUUGGUCAACCUCCGAAUUCCCUUGUUGACAAUCCAGUGCAAGUUAAGACUGAAGGUUUCCCUGAUAUGAGCUAUCAGGCCGUGCUCUAUCCGGAACACUACAGCCAGGAGGAUAUCAUGAAUGCACUUCUCAAGCAGCAACAAGGCAUUGGACCAUCUGACAGUGAGUUUGAGUUUGAUGGGUUUUCCAUGAAUAAUAUUCCUGUAUAGUAUAUGCUCCAUGGUCAGGUGCAGUACAGUGCAAAGUCGCGCGCAGUACAUAGUUUACACCAGUCGGUUAUUUUCCCCUCCUGUGAUUGGGCUGCAAAUUCAAGAGGAUUCUUGAUUUGAAGUGGCAGUGCUGGACCAUAAUGAUUAUUGAAUGGACCAAUUUCAGUAGAAGAUAUUUGUGGAGCAUGGGAGGCACUGCUGCGUGAUAUGCAAAGGCGUACAUGCUAGUUCUUUUUGACUGCUUUUGAUAGAAUAAUACUUUAGCCAGAAGAAGCAACUAAUUUAGUCUUGUCAAGUUAUUGUUAGAAUUUCUUAGGCACUUUGUCAGCUGGACAAGGUUUUGUGAUACUUGCAGUACUUUAGGUCUAGGAGCCUUUUCUAACUUCAAUAACACACCCAAUGCGGUUCUGGUCCGUCUUUUAUUCCCCUUGUUUGUUGAGGUAACUCAAUGUUAUUGUAAGUAUCUGCCUUUCCAUUGCUUUGGACAAGGAUUUGUGCAUUCUUUACUCGAUGCAUCUUGUAUUUCAUUGCCCUGUACAUGGGUUGUGCGUUCUUUGUAUUAAGUUCUCUUCUGGGCUGAA